This is a messenger RNA of Neoarthrinium moseri, 888 nucleotides long. RefSeq lists its product as uncharacterized. The coding region runs from base 1 to 888 and encodes 295 amino acids. Lineage: Eukaryota; Fungi; Ascomycota; Sordariomycetes; Amphisphaeriales; Apiosporaceae. The record is from RefSeq and is a predicted model, not a curated record. The transcript is spliced from 2 exons. Gene Ontology annotation, molecular function: oxidoreductase activity.
AUGGCUACAGCCGACGUCCAGCUCCCCGUCGCAGCGGCGACGACUUUCGCAAGCGUGAGCGAGGCAUCCACCAUCUCGCCCCAUGAUGUGGACGCGGUCCUCAACUACUAUAAGCCGAACGAGGAUGGGUCUCCUCCCGCCCCGACCUAUGUAGAUCGUCCGGAGACGUAUGACCGGCCGGUCGCGCCGCACCCGACCCGGAUCACGGACAUCUCCGGCAAGGAGAGUGAGUUCACUCUGGACAAGAACGGCUUCCAGAUCCACAGAAAUGUGAGCUCGGAAAAGGAUUUUCUUGAUGAUGCUGAAAUCAAGGACGGGUACUAUAAAGAGACGGAGCAGCUGUUGAAGGAUGUCACCGGAGCAUCCAAGGUCUUCAUCUUUGACCAUACCAUCCGCCGCGCCUCGGCCGACCCGCGAAAUCCCGUCCAGCGCGGGCCGGUGCAGCGCGUGCACAUCGACCAGACCUACGAGGCCGCCCUAUCGCGGGUGCCGCACCACCUUCCGGAGGAGGCGGACGAGCUAGUUCGGGGCCGCGUGCAGAUCAUCAACGUGUGGCGGCCGAUCCGGCGCGUGCUGCGGGACCCGCUGGCGCUGGCCGAGGCCGGCUCCGUCGCCGAGGAGGACCUCGUCCCCAUCGCCCUCAUCUACCCGAACCGCCGCGGCGAGACGUUCGCCGUACGCCACAGCCCGCGCCACCGCUGGUUCUUCAAGCACGGCCUCGGCCCCGACGAGGUCAUCCUCAUCAAGUGCUUCGACUCCAAGACCGACGGCCGCGCCCGCCGCGUUCCGCACACGGCCUUUGCCGACCCCUCGGCCGGCGACGACGUACCCGCCCGGGAGAGCAUCGAGGUCCGGGCUUUGGUGUUCCAUCCGGAUGACCGGGAUUGA